AUGAGUUCGUUUGUCGCCUCGUUGUGCCUCUGUAUCUCUGCUAUUCUUCUUCCUCUUGUAUACUCUACUUCAUCAGUUGCGUCAACUAAUGGAGGAAAUGAGACAGACCGAGUGGCCUUGCUCAAAUUCAAGGCUAAAAUAACCCAUGAUCCUUUUGGGGUCAUGACCUCCUGGAAUCAUAGCGUCAACUUCUGUGAGUGGUAUGGUGUUACAUACGGUCGUCGCCACCAGAGGGUCACUCAUUUGAACCUGCCGUAUCUCAACCUUGUCGGUUCUAUAUCACCCCAUAUUGGCAACUUGAGCUUUCUAAGAUAUCUAAAUAUUGCAAAUAAUAUCUUUAGCGGGGAAAUCCCUUUGGAAAUCCGCAGUUUAUGCAGAUUGAAAUAUUUAUAUCUGAGUUAUAAUUCCAUCACUGGAAAAAUUCCUGAGGAUUUCAGCCCUCUGUUAGAGAUCGAAAUAAUUUCUCUGGCCAGAAACAACCUAUCAGGAGUUAUUCCUCAUCCUCUUGCUAAUUUAUCAUCUCUUAAGUAUCUUUAUUUGUCUAGGAACAAUAUAAGUCCAACUAUUCCAAAGUGCUUUGGAAGCCUUAGAAAUCCCUCCGUCUUGGAUUUGGGAAAGAACAAUCUACAUGGUGGCAUACCAGGAACAUUCGUGGAGGGUCCUCUGCCAACCAGAUACUUUCAGCAUUUCCAAGCCAUCAUGAAGGAGAAAACUGUGGAAUAUUAUGAGGUUUACGUGACAAUCACAAUCAAAGGGGUUGAAUUUGAGGUGAUCAAAGUCCUUGAUAUAUUUGCAAUGAUUGAUUUCUCAAAUAAUCAGUUUAGAGGAGAAAUUCCUGAAAGUAUUGGAGCGCUUCAACAUCUUAAAGGGUUGAAUUUUUCUCAUAAUCAUCUAACAGGACAUAUACCUCAGGCUAUUUGUCAAAUCUUGAAUGGUUAG
Messenger RNA from Hevea brasiliensis (rubber tree), 939 nucleotides. RefSeq names its product LRR receptor-like serine/threonine-protein kinase EFR. The record is from RefSeq and is a predicted model, not a curated record. Lineage: Eukaryota; Viridiplantae; Streptophyta; Magnoliopsida; Malpighiales; Euphorbiaceae. Gene Ontology annotation, molecular function: protein binding. The coding region runs from base 1 to 939 and encodes 312 amino acids. The transcript is spliced from 3 exons.